Molecule: messenger RNA, 3135 nt
Organism: Schizophyllum commune H4-8
Lineage: Eukaryota; Fungi; Basidiomycota; Agaricomycetes; Agaricales; Schizophyllaceae
Product: P-loop containing nucleoside triphosphate hydrolase protein
Exons: 12
Coding region: 90-3038 (982 amino acids)
Biological process (GO): mRNA splicing, via spliceosome
Cellular component (GO): U4/U6 x U5 tri-snRNP complex; cytosol; U2-type catalytic step 2 spliceosome
Molecular function (GO): translation elongation factor activity; GTPase activity; U5 snRNA binding
Source: RefSeq, a predicted model, not a curated record
UGCCCCUCUCCUCGGUCCCCCACACGCUUUCUCGUCUUCCCGUCAUCUCGUGUCCCCUUCCCCUGAACUGACCCCGGAAGACCGCUGACAUGUCCUCCUUCGACGACUAUGACGAGUUUGGCAACUACAUCGGCGGCGACCUCGACUCGGACGACGAGGAUGAGGUUAUGCAAGAGCAGCAGCAGCAGCCAACUGCGGCGGCUCCCGCACCGCUGGAGGGAUACGAACACGACGCGAUGGACCAAGACGACAGCGGCGCAUUGAUGCAGGUUGACGAGCCAACACACAACGCUGUCGUACUUCACGAGGAUAAGCAGUACUACCCCUCCGCCUCUGAUGUAUACGGCCCGGACGUGGAGACGCUAGUGCAGGAGGAAGAUACGCAGCCAUUGACCGAACCCAUCAUCGCCCCCAUUAAAGUGCGCAAAUGGACGGUCGAGGAGAAGGACAUGCCGGAGACGCGGUUUGACAAAGCCUUCCUCCUGAGCCUGACCGCCUUCCCCGAGAUGGUUCGCAAUGUCGCGGUGGUGGGCCACCUCCACCACGGGAAGACCGCGCUCAUGGACAUGCUCGUGUUCGAGACACACAAAAUGACCUGGGAUGCGGACAAACCGACCAGGUACACCGACACCCAUGUUCUUUCCCGGGAUAGAGAAAUUUCGAUCAAGUCUUGCCCCAUGUCGCUUGUGUUGUCUACGACCGCGGGGAAGUCGCAUUUGGUGCACUUGAUUGAUACACCCGGUCAUGUCAAUUUCUUGGACGAAGUCGCGGCUUCUAUGCGCCUGGUGGACGGUGUUGUUCUGCUCGUAGAUGUGGUGGAAGGGCUCAUGGUCUCCGCCGAAAACAUCAUACGUCACGCCAUUCAGGAGGGCAUCAGAAUCACACUCGUCGUCAACAAAGUCGACAGAUUAAUCCUUGAGCUGCGCCUACCACCUGCGGAUGCUUACUACAAGAUCAAGCACACUAUAGAGGAGAUUAACACCUUCAUCAGUGCUAUCGACCCGGACCCCGAACUGCGUCUCAGCCCUGAAAAUGGCAACGUCGCAUUCGCGAGCACUGACAUGGCCUGGUGCUUUACCUUGCGCUCGUUUGCUCAGAUGUACGCCGACACCUAUGGCAAAUUUGACGUGAACGCUUUCGCCGACCGCCUCUGGGGCGAUAUCUACUUCAACAAGGAGGAACGCAAAUUUUCGAAGAAGCAGUCCGACCCCGACCAACAACGCUCCUUCGUGCACUUCGUCCUCGAGCCGCUCUACAAGCUGUACAACUGCGUGCUCACGGAGGAGGGCGAGGAGUUGAAGGCGACGCUUGAGCGCCUGGGGAUCCACUUGAAGCCGGUGAUGUUCAAGAUGGACGCGCGCCCGUUGUUGAAGGUGGUCUUGGAUCAGUUCUUCGGGCCGUCGACGGGGCUUGUGGAUGUAAUUGUCGAGCAUAUACCGAGCCCGGUGACGAAUGCGCGGAACAAGGUCGAGGCUACCUACACUGGUCCUCAGACCUCGCAGCUCGCCGAGUCGAUGAAGGAGUCCGACCCCUCCGGCCCUCUCAUGCUUCAGGUUGCCAAGCUUUACCACACAACCGACGCACAGUCCUUCCGUGCCUUCGCCCGCGUCCUGUCCGGCACCCUUCGCAAGGGCACGCAGGUCAAGGUCCUCGGCGAGGGCUACUCCCCCGAGGACGAGGAGGACAUGAUGAAGGCGGUCGUUGAGGACAUCUGGCUUAGCGAAGCGCGCUACUUCAUCCCCACCGACGAGGUCGGCCCCGGCAACCUCGUCCUCCUUGGCGGCGUCGACGCGUCGAUCUCCAAGUCCGCCACGAUCGCGCCCGCCGACUACGAGGACGACCUGUACACGUUCCGCCCCAUCAAGCACAUGACGCAGAGCGUGCUGAAGAUCGCUAUCGAGCCCAUCGCGCCGAGCGAGUUGCCGAAGAUGCUCGCGGGGCUCAGAAGUGUGAACAAGAGCUACCCGCUGCUGUCGACGAAGGUCGAGGAGAGCGGAGAGCAUGUGAUCAUUGGGACGGGGGAGUUGUAUCUGGACUCAGUGAUGCACGAUUUGCGGCGGUUGUUCUCGGAGAUUGAGAUCAAGGUGUCGGACCCGGUGACGAAGUUCUGCGAGACGGUGCUGGAGACGAGCGCGUUGAAGUGCUAUGCGGAUACACCGAAUAAGAAGAACCGGUUGACGAUGAUCGCGGAGCCGUUGGAGAGGGGGAUUGCGGAGGACAUCGAGCGGGGACGGGUCAACAUGCGUAUGUCGGCGAAGGAGCGCGGCAAGUUCUUCGAGGAGAAGUACCAGUGGGACUUGUUGGCGUCGCGGUCAAUAUGGGCAUUUGGCCCUGAUGAUAACGGUCCGAAUAUCUUGCUUGAUGACACGCUGCCUUCGCAGGUCGACAAGAAGAUGCUUGGUACGGUGAAGGAGCACAUCAAACAGGGAUUCCAGUGGGGUGCGCGAGAAGGACCGCUAUGUGAUGAACCCAUGCGCAACGUGAAGUUCCGCAUAUUGGACGCCAGCUUGGCACCAGAACCCAUCUUCCGCGGUGGUGGUCAGAUUGUCCCAACAGCGCGCCGCGUCUGCUACUCCUCCUUCCUCAUGGCCGCCCCUCGCCUCAUGGAGCCCAUCUAUUUCGUCGAAGUGCAGGCCCCCGCCGACUGCAUCUCCGCCGUCUACACCGUUCUCGCCCGGCGACGUGGCCACGUCACGCAAGACCUCCCCAAAGCCGGAUCCCCCCUCUACACCGUCAAAGCGCUCAUACCUGUCAUCGACGCCAACGGCUUCGAGACCGACCUGCGGACGGCGACGCAGGGACAGGCUUUCUGCUUGCAGAUCUUCGACCACUGGUCAAUCGUGCCCGGCGACCCGACGGACACGAGCAUCAAGUUGCGCCCGCUGGAGCCGGCAUCGGGGCAGGCGCUCGCGCGGGACUUGGUAUUGAAGACGCGGAGGAGAAAGGGUCUGGGCGACCAGAUUGCGGUGUCAAAAUACCUGGACGAUGAGUUUGUGCUGGCGCUGUCGGCGUCGGGGCAUGCGGAUUUGUUGGGUUGAGUGUUUGUAUUGUAGCAUAUCCAGUAAUCUAUUCUAUCUUCUUGUUGAGCCACAGUCCUACAAAGGCGCCAGGAGGGGUACAGUGGUGGGUGCUGGC